AUGGGACAUAAAAAGGCAUCCAAGAGCACCACCACAAAGAAUUACAAAAAACAUCAAAAAUCUGAAUACACCGAUGACAACUCGGAGCAACUUGAACGACAGUUGGCAGAUCUGGGACUUGCUGUCAAGGACAUGACUGGCGAUGGCAACUGUCUGUUUCGUGCAUUGAGCGAUCAGUUUUUUGGAACUCCCAUACAUCAUCACAGAUGUCGAACUGAUACAGUUCAACAUAUCCGAUCCAACCCAACCCUCUAUGCAUCUUUUAUAGAAGACAACCACACUAUAGAUCAAUACUCUGCACAGAUGCUAAAACCAGGCAUAUAUGGUGGAAACAUCGAGAUUGUUGCCUUUGCACGACAUCACAAUCUUCACAUUGCAGUACAUCAGGCUGGACUUCCUAUCUGGGUUAUAUCUGAUGCUUCUGAAACAGCCAAAACUGUAGAUGUUGGUGAUAUAGGCUGCAAUGUACAGACUCAAUCGCGUGUACUGCAUAUUGCAUAUCAUUCUUGGGAGCAUUACAGUUCAGUUAGAAACGUCAAUGGUCCAUUUGUAGGGUUACCAUGCAUCGUUAUCACGCCUAAAUGCGAUUCGACUUCUCGAGAUACAAAAAAGAAAGCUUUAUGGGAUAGAGACCCUACAGAUCCACCAACAAAAUUAGAAAUAAUUGCCAUGCAGACCACAGGGGUAGACGACCUUGAACACGUUCGAAAACUGUUUGCUAAAUUCAGAGGAGAUGUAGGAAAAGUUAUAGAUAAGUUGUUGGCUGAUCAGGAAGCUGUAAAAGAAGCAGAUUGUGCUUUUGCUUUAGUCUCUAGUGCUCAUGAUGGAAAUGUUGGAAAUGAUCAACAAGAGUCCAAGGAUGCAGUAAUACCAUCUGAUGCAGAUCCGUCAGCUCAAUCUGAUGCAGACCCACCAGCGCAAUCUGAACCUCCGCCUAUAACACUUCCACCACAGACAAUCACAUCUCAGAAGCCUAAGCGAUUAUCAGCAAGAGAUAGAAAGGAAUUGUCCAAGAAAACUCGUAAAGCAAACGCACUUCAAAAUAAACGAAACAAGAAUGUAGAUUCCAAAGCAAAUGAUGACCCGACCGUCACUGGAUCCAACUUCAUAGCGGCAUCUAUAGAUGUACUUGCUACUCGUAUAGAUUAUACUUAUAUCUGA
Batrachochytrium dendrobatidis JAM81 is the source of this 1161-nucleotide messenger RNA. RefSeq lists its product as uncharacterized. The record is from RefSeq and is a predicted model, not a curated record. Gene Ontology annotation, biological process: protein deubiquitination. The transcript has 3 exons. Bases 1 to 1161 code for a protein of 386 amino acids. Gene Ontology annotation, molecular function: cysteine-type deubiquitinase activity. Lineage: Eukaryota; Fungi; Chytridiomycota; Chytridiomycetes; Rhizophydiales.